Molecule: messenger RNA, 426 nt
Organism: Vicia faba (fava bean)
Lineage: Eukaryota; Viridiplantae; Streptophyta; Magnoliopsida; Fabales; Fabaceae
Source: the annotation of a GenBank genome assembly
AUGAUGUCAAAGAGCUCUGCCUUAAUAUUUUUUAUGGUCCUUUUGAUAUGUAUAGCUGGGAAGCCAUCAUCAGUUGAAGCAAGGGGACCCUUUGAGUGCCCUCGAAUGAUUGAUUGCUCAAAAGUUUGCCAAGGAUAUCCGAAUUGCUGCAUUAAUGAGAAGGCUCCUUAUGUUGCUACUGCAGACAAAAAGAAGGAGGAGUAUGAGAAGGCUAUACGUGCCUAUAACAUUUCAUUGGCUGAAGGAAAAGCUGCAUCUGAGGAAGAGGGAUCUGAUAAGUUCAGGUCUAAAGUCAAUGACAAAGGCGAUGAUGAUGUAAUAUUACUACAAUUCCAUAUGGAAUGGCUCUCUGGUCAACUGGUACAGACAAUUUUCCGUUUAUUAAAGAUUUCAUGUCACAAAUUGGUCAGGUCAGGCGUGCUCUAG